Messenger RNA from Castor canadensis (American beaver), 4399 nucleotides. The record is from RefSeq and is a predicted model, not a curated record. NCBI's taxonomy places the organism in Eukaryota, Metazoa, Chordata, Mammalia, Rodentia, Castoridae.
CCCACUAUAAAAAGUUUUACAUAUUUUUGGCUCUAGUACUUUCAUAUUUUCUUUUUGUUCUUUCUUACAUUUUCUUAUUAUUUGGUUUUGUACAUUUUGGGAACCAGAAAGGGAUUUAGUCUUUUAAUGUUUUCUCCCCCAGUCUAAAUGCCUAGCUAGUUGUUCGAAUGCCACUUUUGAUUAAUUCAUCAUUAUCUACUGAUCUGGUCUGCUGUCUUUACAGUAAAUAAAUUCCCAUAUGCAUGUUGCGUCUGUUUCUGGACUGUAUACUGAUCUAUUAGAAAUCCAUUUAUUUCUGAAUUUUAAAAAAAUUGGAGAGUCAUUAGAGUCUGGUUACCUUUACUCUUGAACAUACCUCUUAUAUGGCCUUCGAUUGCACAAAAGGAAAAACAUAAUUUGAAGGACAGAUCUAAAGAAGGAGAUUUCCUACACAUGAAGUUCAUAGUGGAUUCUGGGUGGUUUCUCAUCUGCUUCAGGUGAAAAUCUCGGGAGAAGCAGUGAGAAUCAUCCUGAUGAACCUUGUCUCAGUCAUCUGUAGGGAGCAGGACACUGGGGUUGGGAAGUCAAGCAUUGUGUGCCGCUUUGUCCAGGAUCACUUUGACCACAACAUCAGCCCCACCAUUGGGGCGUCUUUCAUGACCAAAACUGUGUCUUGUGGAAAUGAGCUUCACAAGUUUCUCAUCUGGGACACUGCUGGUCAGGAACGGUUUCACUCACUGGCUCCCAUGUACUACCGAGGGUCUGCCGCGGCUGUAAUAGUGUAUGACAUUACCAAACAGGAUUCAUUUCAUACCUUGAAGAAAUGGGUUAAAGAACUGAAAGAGCAUGGCCCGGAAAACAUCGUAAUGGCUAUUGCUGGUAACAAAUGUGACCUCUCGGAUAUUAGGGAAGUUCCCCUGAAGGAUGCUAAGGAAUAUGCUGAAUCCAUAGGUGCCAUCGUAGUUGAAACAAGUGCCAAGAAUGCUAUUAAUAUCGAGGAGCUCUUUCAAGGAAUCAGCCGUCAGAUCCCACCCUUGGACCCCCAUGAAAAUGGAAGCAGUGGAACAAUCAAGAUUGGAAACCAGAGCUUACAAGGCAGCCGGCGAUGCUGCUGACCCGAGAGCUGUGGCACCUGGAACUUGAAGAGGCUGGAGCCCUCACCCAUGCCCUGCUGAAGGCACCAGCUUUCAGGGACUGGCACUGACCACACUCCUGGAAGACCUGCAGAGAGUGAAGAAGAAAUGUCUCUGAAAAGGGAUUUUAGAAAACUCUGGAAAAAAAUCAACUGUGUCACCACAAAUGGCCUUUAGUGCGUGAAGUGCACGUGGAGGCAUUAUACUUAUUAGGCAAUAGGUAUAGUUGCCUUUUUUUGUUAAAAACAUUAGAAAAAUUUCAAUUUGUACAUAGAUCCUAAAGUACUGUUCUCCUCUGACUUCUGGUGUCACCUGCUUACCCAGGUUCCAAUAAUUUCUCCAGGGCUGUUGCCUGUGUUACCUGACCAGCCUUCACCAAAAGGCAAAGUCAAUGUAGAUGAUUAGUUUUUAACUGGCUUUGGAAGUAAGCCUUUAUUUAUUACUUUUCUGAGGAAAAUCAGAGAAGUGUAACUGGACCAUCAUUCAAGCUAAGACUUGGGCUUCUCUCAAAGAGAAGAAAGAUGCACUAGAAACUCACCUGCAUCUCUUUUCAUUUAAUUGAUGAACAUUCUUCUAAGUUUUGGUCAUAUGUAAACAAGGAAACCAACUCAGACACAUUGCAUAUAAUUUGGGGAUUGGGAGUCCUAGUUUAAAAGAGUCAGUUAAGUAGUUACUAUGUAAGCAGUGAUAGAUGGAGGGUAUCAGUAUUAUUCAGGAGUCAUCUGGCAUGCAUCACCUCCACAAUAACAAUUCUUAUACUCUUAGAGGUGCUUAAUGCACAGAAUAUGUCAUGGUGUCAAAGCUAUGGCAAAAAUUGAUUGGAGGAUGUUUGAGGUUAGAUUGUAGGGCAAACUUCUAAUAAUAUAGCAAUUAAUCAUAGGUCACUGCAAAGUCAGCAAGUAGAAGUAUUACUGCCAUAAAGUUCUAGACCCCAAAACUGUAAAAUCAGAGGUAGCAUUUUAAGCAUUGCCAGGCUUGAGAAGAGGGGACAAGGCCAACCAGAGGUCCAACCCAGGAAUGCUGAUGAGCUAAGAACAGGCUCUGGUGAAUGCAAGGGAAGUAAAGAGAGGGAAAGUGUGGAAAAGAAGAAAGCUAUUUCACUGAAAAUUCAAAUCCUGUUCCACUCUAAUGUUCAUAAAAACCUGGGAUCAAAAAGCAAUUGGCUUCUUAACAGGGCUUGUAUUGGGAGGUGAUUCUAAAAAGGAUUAGAGCAUUAGUGCCUUUUGUGGGGCCCAGGAAGCCAUGCAGGCGCAGCCUCAGAAGUGGGUCAUUAUGCAGCAUGCCCGUAAUGGCCAGCUGAUAUCUUUCCAUGGACACCCAAGGACCACGAACCUUUAUUGACAACCCGUGUAAAAGUCAGGAAGGGAACCCUAAGCUGAUUCAAAGCUGUGAGCUUCAGUAGCUCAGUACCUGACAUAGAGACCUGUCAUGGGUAUGUCACCAAGCUCUUGAUAGGCAAGACACUGAGUCAUGUCAUCUGCAGAAAGGAAGGGAUCUGGAGAUCUUAUAUUUGUUUUCUUUUUUGAAAUGCAGUCUUGCUAUAUUGCCCAGGCUGGCCUUGAACUCUAGGAUUCAAGUAGUCCUCCCAGCUCAGCCUCCCAAGUAGCUAGGACUUCAGGUGUGCACCACUGCUGUCAUCUUACAUUUUCUUUAUGUUGAUUGUAAUCAAGGAAACAGCCAGGUUCCAAUCAGAGACUUAUACUUCCAACUCAAGAAUGUGCUUCAAUGUGGCUGACUUUCUAUUGCUUCACCCAACUUUGGAGAGUUGAAUGACAGUCUUAGGCUGGAAGACAUUUCUUUGGUUUAAGAGGGUCACUUGGCUUCCAGAAAUAGGGACCUCCAAAGUGUUAGCAAGUAGAAUCUGGAUCUCUCAGUGUUGCCUUUGCAAGGCUUAUAGGGCUUGUUACCAUGUUGCCGACAUCACUGGCUGAUUCUGCUAGCAGGCCAAGGAAUUAUCACACUGCUUGCCAAAGGUGAAAAAUUAAACAUUGAAAUGACAUUUGUCGGGAUGUCAAGCAAGCUUAUUCCUAAGCAACUUUCCCUGAAAGCCUUGGUUUCUCUGCCAAGAUAUGUGAACUAAGAAGGUACCAUUCGCAGCUGAGAGUGUCGCAGCUUUAGGCUGAGUUUACAGUGGUUGUAUUUUGCAUAAAAUGUCUGGUUUUAACCCAUGUAUUGUACUACCCACUAAUGAGGCCCUGGUUUUAUUUCAGAAGCACAUGAGGGUUUGAAAGCACUCUCACCAUUCUGUAUUGCCUUAGUGAUUGAAGUCAGUCAGAGGGCAAAUGUGUGUGUGUGUGUAUGAAAUCACCACAAAGAGAGUGGAUGGCACUUGGGCACACAAGUAUUCCAUGCUAUCUUGAGUCUUCUCUCAAGAUAGAUGCUUCAGCCUUGUUCACGAUGGCACUUGCCUACGCUUCUUUAUUUUGACUUGGGAUUAUUUUCUGGCUCUUCUAAAAAUAGAACCAUAACCACAUAAUAGUAUGUAAAGGCCUGGAAACUUACUGUUGCCCCAGAAUGCAAAGUAGUUUCAUGGGCUAUACAUCUUGGCAUCAUCACCCAAAAUUUGACAACUCCACCCAUUUUUCUUUCAUAUGUGGUAUGUAUGUAUAUAUGUGUAAACAUGAUUUUAUAUUGGUUACACCAGCAUGCAAUCCAUUCCAAACUGUGAGUUUGGCAUAUGGCCGUGUGUUCUGUGAGAUAGUAUGGAUUCUCAGAGGGAUUCCUUGCCACUGCAAAUCCCUGAGAAGGGUUGUGGAGUCACGCAAACAUUUUAUGUAGGUACAGAAUUGACUUGCCAUUUUCUAGUUAAAAAUGGUACAUUAGGGUGCUGAAUAUGAUGUUACCAUGCAGACCAAAAGGUUGAAGACCUAAAGCUAAGUUUUAACCAACAAUAAGGGCAGGGCCCAAUGGAAACCAAGUUCAUUUUCCAAGGGAGGUUUGGAUGACAGAUGUUUCGUCUAAGGUCAAGGCUAAGGCCUUUGUGCGGGCUUCACUUCUCGCUGCUCUGCAAGACUUGUGGCAGUGGAGUGAUGAGCCAGCUCAUAAACUAAGGGGCUCUGGGUUGCAUUCCCUUUACCACCACUGCGAAGCCACACCCUGUGAUCCAGUGGUAGUGCUGUUGCCAACUGCUGCCUCUCCUGGUGUAUCUGUAAGGGGCUUCUGGCGGGCUGGACCCGGUUCUUGCAUCUGGAAGAUGCCUCUGCAGAGGACCUUGUACCUUGUACUCUGUUCUGUAGUCACAUGCUUCCCUCAACAAUGCCCAUUUGUAUCAAUUACUUCUGGUUUUA